Messenger RNA from Heterostelium album PN500, 468 nucleotides. RefSeq lists its product as uncharacterized. The record is from RefSeq and is a predicted model, not a curated record. The transcript has 2 exons. NCBI's taxonomy places the organism in Eukaryota, Evosea, Eumycetozoa, Acytosteliales, Acytosteliaceae. Bases 1 to 468 code for a protein of 155 amino acids.
AUGUCACAUUCAUCUAGAGUAGAUGUGGCAUCUGGUGAAGACACUGCAGGGACAGUUGGUACGGCAUCUGGUGAAGAUACUACAGAGACAGUUUGUGCAGCAUCUGCAGUAUCGAUUGGAAAUGUUUGGUGUGAGGUUGGUGAAGUUGGUGAAGUUGAAGAACGUAUUAAAGUUUGUGUUGAAAUAGAUUGUCCAGAUCCAUGUCCAAAUGCUCAACAAUCAUGUAAUGACGAUUGUUUGUGUACAAAUGAUAAUUGUCAAGGUGGUAAAUGUAGUCAUACUCCUGUUUCAUGUGAUGAUGCUAAUAGUUGUACUGAUGAUUCAUGUGAUUGUAAGACUGGUUGUUCUCAUACUCCAAAGCCUUGUAAUGAUAAUGAUGCUUGUACAACUGACUAUUGUAAUAAUUCAACUGGUUGUGUUUCCACUCCAAUCUCAUGUGAUGAUGGUAAUGGAAAUAGAAAAAUUUAA